CAGGCGUACAUUCACGUCCUUGGUUUAAAGAAAAUAAACUUUUCUCCCCUCCUCACGACCCUCACUUCCCUAGAACAGCGGUCGCUCUUUCUCAGACUAAGUCAGGAGCCGAAUAUUAUCGAUAAAAUCGCCAGGUCGAUCGCGCCGGCUCUUUUCGGAAUGAUAGAAGUAAAGAGAGCGUGUGCUUGUCUCCUUUUCGGCGGCACAGCCAAAAUUAUAAAUGACACGACACGCAUUCGCGGAGACAUCAACGUCCUCCUUCUGGGCGAUCCCUCUGUCGCGAAGAGCCAAGUGCUCAAGUUUGUCUCGAAGUUGGCGCCCAUCUCCGUCUACACUUCAGGAAAAGGAAGCUCAGCAGCCGGUCUAACGGCAGCAGUCAUGAGAGAUCGUCAUGGCGUCUUCAGUCUGGAGGGGGGCUGCAUGUGCCUGGCGGAUGGAGGCGUCGUGUGCGUAGACGAGUUUGACAAGAUGCAGGAGCGAGAUGUGGUGGCAAUGCAUGAGGCCAUGGAGCAGCAGACCAUUUCGAUUUCCAAGGCGGGAAUAAAUACAGUCUUAAACUCGAGAUGCGCCGUUCUUGCGGCUGCAAACCCUUCAUUCGGCAGCUUCGACGACGCGCAAGACACGACGGAGCAGCACGAGUUCAAGGCAACCAUUCUCUCGAGGUUCGACUUGAUAUUCAUGCUGCGAGACAAGGACGACUACGAAAAGGAUACCCGCCUGUGCGAGCACAUCCUCAAUCUGCAUGCUCGCCGAGCAGAGCCACCUCAGCACGAGGAGGGGGAAAUCAUUCCCUUCGAAGUGCUCAGACACUACAUCCAGUUUGCUCGACAACAGCAGCAGCCCCUGCUCUCUCAUGAUGCCCGAGAUGCUCUGAAGAACUUCUACGUCCAAACCAGACAAGAAGUCAGAGAGGACAGGCGCUCUGUCACUCGGAAAAUUCCUAUUACGCUUCGUCAGCUCGAAUCCCUCGUCCGCAUAGCCGAGAGCUUCGCGCGGAUGGAGCUAGCGCCAAUUGCGCAGGCGUCUCACGUCAAGAGGGCUAUCGAUCUAUUCUCUGCAUCAACGGCAGAAACUGCGAAGCAUGCUCUCGUCUUCGAGUCUUUAACGCCUUUGCAGCAAAAGGCAGUCAAGCUGGCUGAGGAUGCGCUUAUGGGCCGACUGCAGCCCGGGCAGAGGGCUUUGAGGCGCAAUAUUGUAAGGGAUCUGCAGCAGCAGGGAUACGACAAGCUCGUUGUUCAGCGGGCUCUCUCCAUCCUUGUACGGCGCGGAGACCUCCAAGAGAGAGGGGACCGUUCCAUCAGGCGGCCUUAA
Cyclospora cayetanensis is the source of this 1311-nucleotide messenger RNA. RefSeq names its product DNA replication licensing factor MCM5. Gene Ontology annotation, cellular component: nucleus; MCM complex. Gene Ontology annotation, molecular function: ATP binding; single-stranded DNA binding; 3'-5' DNA helicase activity. Bases 160 to 1311 code for a protein of 383 amino acids. The record is from RefSeq and is a predicted model, not a curated record. Gene Ontology annotation, biological process: DNA replication; double-strand break repair via break-induced replication; DNA replication initiation. NCBI's taxonomy places the organism in Eukaryota, Apicomplexa, Conoidasida, Eucoccidiorida, Eimeriidae. The transcript has 12 exons.